Amoebophrya sp. A25 is the source of this 6583-nucleotide messenger RNA. The record is from the annotation of a GenBank genome assembly. NCBI's taxonomy places the organism in Eukaryota, Dinophyceae, Syndiniales, Amoebophryaceae.
CCAUCUGCAAAUAAAGUUUUUUGAUUCUAUCCGAUCGGUCCAAUCGAUUUGGAUCCGAGACUCACCACAUGUGCCAAAAGUAGAGGCAAGUCUGAUUUCGCACACAAAACCUCGAAACAAGCCCAGUAACGUCCAUUCUUUUUCGGCUCUUCUAUACCCGUAAACGCUUUUCUCCUCGGUGAUGAGCCCACUCCUCUCCUAUAAUACUACAAUAGGUCUAUAAAUGACACACGUGCUGUCGGUCCGAAAAAAUUGCUUCUAGGUCGAAAGUACACUUCGCAGGUUCACAUUUCAAAAAGUUAAAGUUUUUUGUCGUAGUUAUCAUCAACAUAUUGUCAUGCAUCGGGACGAUCUGACGGAAAAAAAAAUCGUUGUCGCUCGGGUGUCGUUCUAUCAUGAGUUUCUCGGUUCCAGAGCUCUAUCGGUGUCGCGGCUUUCCGUAGGAGGUACCUCUUUUCACUGAGUGGCCUCAUACAUAGAUGCGGAAUUGAUGCUAUGAAACAGGCGCCAUGUUGUCAUGACGCUAGAGAAAAACUGCCAUGCACCCCUUCUAGGAAGAGUCAUGGGAAAGCGUUUUGUCACCUCACACAUUUCUUCGUAUCUCUUCCAAAGAAAGUGAAAAUAGGAUGUGGAUUUCUCCGACGUUUUGUCGUUUUGUGACCGAAAAUCUAAGUGGAUCAUUAUGAAGAACAGCUUUGAUUAUGAGAGGUAGAUAGUUGCCUAGAUCAAGAUAGAAUAUACGGGAUCACCACGUAAAGACAUCCUAUUUAUUGCUAUUCCUUGAGUGGGAAGAUCCAAGAAAAUGGCGGAUGUAUUUGAGGUGCAGUGGAAGAUGCGGGACUUGUUCCAGCAACUAGAUGUGCAGUCGGGAAAAGGAAAGGAUAAGACUGUGAAUCAAAUGCGACUCUGCUACCAGAUGUCGCAGUUGCAAGAUCAUCUCGUGCGUGCGAGCAAAAAGAAAAUGCGCAAGUCCUGCGGAUCGAGAAGCAGUACAUAUACUCUGACUCUUUGAUGAUGCGAAUCUAUUUGGCAGAUUGCCUAAGAUUCUACUCUGACUUAUCUUGCUUCUACUAACUAUGUAUUGACCCAUCUCAAUGUUGCAGGUCCCAGGACGGGCUAAGGUUUGCUAGAAUUUGAAAUGAAGCUGGUUCAAACAUGGUGUGUUGAAGACAUAGAAAAAUGAGUAUUCGAAAACCCAAAAUAACUAUCGAGUUACUGACUGAAAUAAGAGAGUCUUGGCUACAUUCCUCUUCUUUCAGUAUCUCCCUGAUUUUCACUAGUUACGCGCUUAUUUUAGUUUAUCGAAUAGUCUGUCAAGUUGACAGGUCUGGAAUUCGAGAAGGGCCAGUCGCACAAGCAGCAUCAGGGAACCCGUUCGGGCUCGUCAGGGGGAGUCAAGAAAAAAGCGCAGCGUCGGCUUUUCAAGCGCUUCGAGGCGCUAAUCGAAGGUCGAAUUCACGCUACAGCGGAGGAGAGCAAACUCCACAAACUCCGGAAGAGCCUCGAGGAGGAGAUACACAGUUGUGCGCGGAAAAAGAAAAGCCUACUGCAAAACCACCAUCUUAUGGAACAUAAUGACGAAUUGCCACUCCUUAUUCUAAGAAGUAUGAUUAGUAUUGAUUCCUGCAAGCCAAUAUCCCGUUCACGUUGAUUUUUGCAUUCACGAUUUUUGCCUCGAGCAGAACUAAAAACUAGCCCUGUAUCCCCCGUUACAUCAGAAGUUCUAGAGAACACGAUCGUGUUUUUGUUGCCUACCUCCCUCUUCAUGUACGAGCAGCAGGAAGUGCGGCAAAUGAUCAAGGGCCGACGUCCGGUUUCAGCGUCGUCAAUCGGGAGUCGUUCGCGCCCGCUGUCGGCAGGGCCGUGCUUGCAGGGCGGAUCCAGCCAGGAGUUGAUGGGCGUAGAAGGUCAGCUCACGUCAGUCGCGGAGGCCAAGGUGCAGAAAUUGUUGAACGAGAACUUGAUGGGAACUCCAUUUCGAGGUGACUCGGCCAAUGUUGGGCGAACGAGUGCUGCGGAAAGCAGUAACCACGCUCUAGUUAAACACUGGCAACAAAUUCAGAAAAUGCGCAACCAAGUCCACAAGCAAUUCGAGAAAGAGUUGAAAAAGCGACCGGUAGAACGAUAGACUAGUUACUUUACAUUUGAGCGUGGAGAUACAGAGCUUCAUAUUUUCAAUGAAGCACGCGAGCAGGCUAGCAUGCUAUGGCAUUUAUGCAUUUUUCAAUCUUCUUCUUACAAUGAAUCUGAGAUGCUUGUUCCGUUGCCCAUAAUGAAUCAGCUUCUUUGCAAACACACAGAUGUCGGCCGGCGCGAUGUGCCAGCAUUCCACUGACUCGCAACGAACGCCACCUGGGGAUGGGCGAAAGCUUUUCGCUGAGGACAUGGGUGAGCAUCAGCACAUCGGUUCUCGGGACCCGUGCCACAUCAGCAGCAGCGGCUCUCAGCACGACGACUCCUCGUCCACAAUGCGCAGUCGCGAGAGCACGAUGCGAAGCAGCACCAUUGGAAGCAUCGGCUAUGGAGGCGGACGCAACUUUCGCGGCGAAACUGACGAGAAGGGCCGCUAUGGCGGAGCAGGUGGAAGCGAAUACAACUAUCACUCUGCGGCCGGAGGUGGAAAUAAAGCGCGCACGCGGCCGCAGAGCGGGCAUGCGCAAGGUCACCUGCCCGCCGAUGAAGAUCCUGAUGCACUCAUGAAGCCGCGGCCGCUGUCGGCGCACCCAACAAAGCCGAAUAAUUACAAAUCCACGUGGCCGAACACUCACGCAGGUCACACUCAGCCAAGAGGAAGCAAAAGACCGUGGACUUCGGCUGGGUGUUUCAUUAAUUUCGAGAAACGAAUUUUAGACCGCGUGCCACGCGAGAGCAGUGCGACUGUGAAGCGGCGAAACAAAAUCCAGAACCGGCGACCGCGGCCCAACCGCCACCGCUCGUCCAGUUUUGAGGGGGUCAUGUCGGACACCGGCGGCGGACUAAAUUCGGCCACGAUGGUGCGCAAGAACAAGCGUGCGAGUGCGGACGAGCUGCGACAACGGUAUGGACCUAACUGUCCGAUUGGUCUGGAGCCCGAUGAGGGCUACGCGAGCGAUGAAGCCUUCAUCAUGGACGACGCCGACGAUGGCUAUGCCAGCGAUACGUCCGAAAAAAUCCGCGAAGCCGAGAGCGUGCACCAUCAUCGGCGUAUCUUCAGUGCCGCGAAGAGCAGAGAGAAUCGCCAAACCCUGUCCGCGAAAAUUGCGGCAGCGAACGAGAAAAUUCGGGAGGCAGGUGCGAACAGCUCCACUACUUGCCUUUCGGGCGGAAGCAGCAGUUCGGUCUCCUGCAGCACCUCUGGUCAUGUCACGUCGUGUGGCGAAGGCGCUGCGAAAACGAUGCGAGAGGAGAACGGUGCGCCCAAGGGGAUGUCAGAAAAGUUGCAAGUCGAACACCUCAGCGAUGAGGUGAGUGUCGAUGCUGGCGGUGAGCAUAGUCUUCAAAUAGCUCAACAUCUGGUGUCGCUGGAAGGCGCUAGCGGUGUAGACCAAACCGCCGGGCAAACUGCCAUAUCCGAAGGCGCCAACGCUGGGUCACUCGCGCAGGAAGGAACAGGCAAACAAGACGGCGCGAUGGCAGUUCGAGCGCCUGGGAUGAAGGGAUACUCUGCAGAGCAGAACAAGGAGGUUGCAGCCGAUAUCGAAAGUAUACUCGCACAUUUGCCGUCGCCGAGCCGACGCCGCCGCAUCAAUCCUUUGCAAAAUCGUUUGGUGCCCACAUUGGACCUGUCGCGAACGAAAGGCUUCAAGGAAGACGUCACAUACCCUGUGCUUUCCACAGCGUAUACGUCAAGCAACGCAGCGGACACGGACCGCCAGAUGCCCAUGGACGACUACGUGCAUGGGCAAUCGUCAAGCGCAGAUGGGUUGCAGACUGCUGUGGUGCAGCAGCAUCCGCUGACAAUCAACAAGCUGGCGAAUGCUAGCACUAGAAAUAGAGAGGGCGGAGCAACUACUAAGAGUGGGUCAAAAAAAUCGAGAGGGAAGUCGCGUAGCCGUGCGUCUUCUGGAGGUGCUAAGAAGCAAGAGACUAGUGGGUCUGGAGCAGCUAUGAGCAACAAAGCAACGACACCAUUGUCAGCCUCAGCGGCCAGUUCGGCUGCUUCCUCUAGCAACAAGAUGCAGGCUGUGAGUGACAGUAACUCAUCAAACGGCGCUCUUCGGCGCAAGAAACUACCUUCUCGCUCGUUCACGACAGGAAUUGACAUUGCACCGCAGGAGCCAGCGCUGCAGCAAGGUGUAGUGGCUAGCGAUCUGACACUGAAGACGGACUCUGCCAAUGGAGUUGCCAGACCGCCUAUUUUUGCGAAGGAAGUGUUGCAGUCACUGAACAAUUUUGAAUUCAACACGAGGGCGCGAUUUGCGGAAGCGGGUAUCGAGGGACUAGAGCGCGAGCACCGACAGGGCCCACUCGGCAAUCUGGAGGUUGGUUCCGUCGCUCGCACGGAGUAUGCUGGGCGCGGUAACACGUUCGAACUCAACAGGGCGAGCGCCCAUCAGUCGUCUAAUUCUUCAUUACAUCAGAGUCUCAGUGGUAAAGACUUGAAUGCGCGAAAUCUAGCGGAACGCGUUGACGCGCAAGUGCGCGCCGCGAAUAUGCGCUUGGCGUCAGGUAGUGCUGUGCUGCUUUCCAGAAGUAGCACGGAAGGCGAGCAAAUUCAGCGACACACGCGAAAUCGAUGCGGAAAUACCAGUCAUAGUGGUCACCUACACAGUCAACAGACUAUCCCUGGAAGCAGUCACUAUACUGGGGGAAGCUCGAAUGACACGCCUGCUUCUCCUAUCGGAGAUAGAGGGGCGGAACAUAACCAUGCCGCCGCGUCCGAACAGACAUCAAACGGUAGAGUAGGCAUGAAAAACCCGUUUUUUGGUACAGCACCCUCCGUAUCGAGAGCGGCGCCACAAUCAGCAGAGCACUCACAAGUCCACGACGAUGUGGAGCAAGCGCGGCGACGAAUUUACAAUUACAACGACAAUGGGCAGCGUCCUAAAUACGCAACUGUCGCAAACGCGACCGAUGACCCUGGACUUAUGACGCUCGACGAGCCCGCGGACGACAGAGUCAUGCUUCCGCAAGAAGAUUAAGACUUCCGUAAAUCCAUCUUCAGAAACAUCUUGGAGGACCUCCGUGUAGGGGGGGGCACGGGUUCAAGAUGACUUUCAAGAUGGAUUGCCUGAAGGUCUAAGAAGAGUCUUUUGAUCUUCGCGCAUACAAUGACUUCGAACAGAGCACAGCACGUCAGCACAGUUGCGAGCUGUUGCCACCGCGAUACAGCUCUCGUGCGGAGCCGAAUUUCCUGCUCUUUAAAUCUUCAAAUGCCAAAGGAGGGAAUCACAGCGGAAAGGGUGCUGGUAGAGGUGCGAACACAAAUAACAACAACUACACCAAUCAGUCUGGAAUCUCGGCAUCGUCAACUGCUGGACCGUCUGAGCAUGAUCCCAACACUGGCUUUGCGAGCUCGAGUUCGAGUGCGACACAACAGAUCCAGCAUGCCGUCUCAAUGGCGACAACUUCACUUAGUUUUCAUGGCGGGAGUGCCUCCACGCACGCUUCUCUUGACGCAACUCGAUCAAGCAGUUCAGCGAGUGCACCUGCUUCCUCUCUGAGGCCGCCGCCGCUUGAACAACCCAUGAGGGAACAGAGUUUGGAAUCGCGUGCACCAAUCUUGCCCCCGUCCCUUUGGGAAGACGACGGACUGGAUGAUAUUGAGGACAAUUUCCUCCGCAAUCGCAGUGGCAGCAAUGCUUCGGAGGGCGGCUCACAACAAGGAACAACAACGGCAAACAAAUAUAUACCUUCGGAAAGCCUCUUGCCAUCUUCGCAGUCAAAUGGUGCAACACCGUCAGCAGGGGCUGCAGUACGCAGUAGUGUUGAGUCGUUGCGCGGCAGUUCUCUCUUUCUUCUUCCGCGAGGACAGAACUACGCCUCAGGUAGCGCUGCAUCGAUGGGAUCAGCGACACCGUCUCAGCACCUUGCAGGGGUCGGAAUAUACCCAAUCCAGCAGCAACAACAGCAUUCCUCGACUCCUUCAAAUGUGUCCGCAAAUCGCUACUCAGGAAGCGCAGGUUCGGCACUAGCAGCACCAUCAGCAGCGGCGCCUUCCAGAUCGCUGCUCGGAAGCCGUACUGCACUUCAAACAAAAGUUUCGGUCUCCGAGAGGUACCCGCGUCCUGGCAGUGAUGUCAGCAUUAGAGAACAACAGCCAUCAUCUUCAAGUACAACAACCGCACCUUUUAGCGGGAGCACUGGUGCAACCUUCUCAACAGGAUGUACAAUAGAACAAGUAUCGUUAGGAGCACAGCCACAGUUGUCAUCUGCCGCAAGUAGUAGUAGUGCGUUGUCAUCCACGAGCAGCCUCUCGGGAGGACAUCAGAGGUUACCUAUUCCACGACAACGAAGCGAAAAUCGAGGAACAGGGUUCAUGCGAGACUCACUGAACUCGGAAAUCGAGGAUGCUUUUCUAUCGUCGCUUGGCGGCUCGUCAGCCUCUUCAGGUCAAAACUCCGGCAUUGCAAGCCAGUCGAUGCUAGUGCAUUUCCAUCAGUAA